Paralichthys olivaceus (Japanese flounder) is the source of this 3471-nucleotide messenger RNA. The record is from RefSeq and is a predicted model, not a curated record. Lineage: Eukaryota; Metazoa; Chordata; Actinopteri; Pleuronectiformes; Paralichthyidae.
UUUGUGCAGGUGUGUGAGAGGACAGGAGACCUGCUGGUGUGUGACGGACACUGUUAUGGAGCCUUUCACCUGCAAUGUAUUGGUCUGUCAGUUGCUCCCAGGGGAAAAUUCUUUUGUCAUGAAUGCAAAGCAGGUGUCCACACAUGCUUUGUGUGUAAGAAGUCUGGGGGGGUAAAGCGCUGCAUUAUACCACUGUGUGGGAAGUUCUACCAUACCGACUGCAUACUGGCCUACUCCGCAACGCAGCCGCACAACAAAGGCUCCCGCUGCCCUCUGCAUGUUUGUCUGUCCUGCCACAUCACCAACCCCCUCAAUGUCUGCAGCUCCAAGGGUCGACUGGCACGAUGUGUGCGCUGCCCUGUGGCUUAUCACGCCAAUGACAACUGCAUGGCCGCAGGCAGCCUGGUGCUGGCUAACAACAGUUUUCUCUGUCCGAACCACUUCACUCCCCGCAAAGGCUGCAAGAACCACGAACACAUCAACGUCAGCUGGUGCUUCGUCUGCUCUGAAGGGGGCAGUCUGCUGUGCUGUGAAGCCUGUCCUGCUGCUUUCCAUAGGGAGUGUCUGAAUAUGGAGAUGCCCCAGGGCAGCUGGUUCUGCAAUGACUGCAAAUCUGGAAAGAAGCCUCGUAUUAAAGACAUACUGUGGGUCAAAUGGGGACGUUACAGGUGGUGGCCUGCAGAAGUCUGUAUGGCAAAAGAUGUUCCAAAUAACAUCUUGAGGAUGAAACAUGAGGUGGGAGAGUUCCCAGUGCAAUUCUUUGGCUCCAAAGAUUUUGUGUGGACAUACCAGGCCAGAGUCUUCCCUUACAUGGAGGGUGACACUCACAACAUUGAGAAAAUGGGGAAGGGAGCAGAUGCAGUCUACAAAAAUGCCCUGACAGAUGCAGCAGAGAGGUUCAGAGCGCUCCAGGCAGAAAAGGAAAUGCGGCAGCUUCAGGAGGACAGAAAGAAUGACAAGAAACCUCCUCCAUACAGACACAUUAGGGUAAACCGGCCAAUCGGGAAGGUGCAGAUCAUCACGGCUGACCUAUCAGAGAUCCCACGUUGCAACUGUAAGGCCUCCGACGAGAACCCCUGCGGCAUCGACUCGGAGUGCAUCAACCGCAUGCUGAUGUACGAGUGCCAUCCUCAGGUGUGUGCGGCGGGGGAGCGAUGUCAGAACCAGACCUUCACAAAGCGCCAGUACACAACCGUGGAGAUUUUCAGGACGCUGUCCCGUGGCUGGGGUUUACGCGGUGUGUCAGACAUCAAGAAGGGAGCGUUUGUGAGUGAAUAUGUGGGAGAGGUGAUAGAUGAAGAAGAAUGUCGAGCCAGGAUCAGACACGCUCAGGAGAAUGACAUCUGUAACUUCUACAUGCUUACACUGGACAAGGACCGGAUCAUUGAUGCCGGGCCCAAAGGGAACCAGGCUCGCUUCAUGAACCACAGUUGCCAACCAAACUGUGAGACCCAAAAGUGGACUGUGAACGGGGACACCAGGGUGGGGCUGUUUGCUCUACAGGACAUCCCACAAGGUGUGGAGCUGACGUUCAACUACAACCUGGAGUGUCUUGGCAAUGGGAAAACUGCCUGUAAAUGUGGAGCACCCAACUGCAGCGGUUUCCUUGGUGUCAGACCAAAGAACCAGCCGCCAGCAGAGAAGGUGAAGGAGGGACGAAGAAGGGGCAUGAAAAAGAAGACCAAGCAGGAAGUGACCAAGGAAAGAGAAGAUGAGUGCUUCAGCUGUGGCGACGGGGGACAGAUAGUGUCCUGUAAGAAGCCUGGCUGCCCUAAGGUCUAUCAUGCUGACUGUCUCAACUUGGCCAAGAGGCCUGCAGGGCGGUGGGAGUGUCCAUGGCACCAGUGUGACAUCUGUGGAAAAGAGGCAGCUUCGUUCUGUGAGAUGUGUCCCAGCUCUUACUGUAAGGAGCACCGUGAAGGCAUGCUCUUCAUUUCCAAGCUGGACGGCAAGUUGUCCUGCAGCGAGCAUGACCCCUGUGGUCCCGACCCACUAGAGCCAGGGGAGAUUCGUGAAUACGUGCCCAACACGACCUCUGUGAGGCCCGGGGCCAUGGCGGUGCCUGUCACUCCCUCUCUGGCCCCAGACUCCAGACGAGCCAGUUUUUCUUCUUCUGCUGCCACUCCUGUCUCUUCCCCUACUAGCCAGGCUGCACUGGGCAGGCAGGAGCCUCCUCCUCGUCUCUACAUCAACACAAAGACUGCUACCUCCAGCUUCAUCCCUUCCAACAGGGUGUACCUGACAGACAGGACUGAAGGGAAAGCGUCACCUUCCUCCUCCAAGGGGGAGAGAGAGGACGGUGAGGUGGAGGACGGGGAGGUGUGUGGGUUAGAGGUGGAAGACGUGGAUGAUGAUGAUGAUGAUGAUGAUGAUGGUGUUGAUGAUGAUGACGAUGACGAUGAUGAGGAGGCAGAAGAGGAGGAGGACGAAAUGGAGGAGAUGGAGAUAGUGGAAGAUGAGGAGGAGGACGAACCACUGUAUGGAAGUGACCGGCUGGAAGAAGGCGAGGAGGAGAGGGAGGAGGAGGAUGAUGAUGAAGGAGGGGACGUGUUUGACACUUGGGGGGGUUAUGUGGAUGAAGAUGAUGAUGGAGAGGUGGAGGGGGAGGACUUUGAAGAGUGGGGGAGAGUGGAGGACGAUGAUAAAUGACACAGUCCAUCCAUUCCUUUUUAAUUACUUGUAAAAAAACUCUCAGUAAACAUUUCAAGGACAAAGAGUUUGAUAUUUUGGUACCUACUUGAACGCAACACUGCCUUCACUCUGGUACAACCAUGCCUUCUCAUCCACCGCUGGACUCUCGUGUGGAUGUGUACUGGUGCUGAGGCUCGAGGACUGAUCCUGGUCUCUUUAUACUUCUGUUGAUAUGUUUAUUUGUGUCUGGUGCUGUUAUGAUCUUUUAUUCUAUUGUUUACAUUUUUUGCCUUUUUUAAAAAAAUGUUUGAAAUGUAAGAAAAAAGGUGAGAAGUUUUCACCUGACCAAACUGUCACCGUAAGGGCAUCUCAUGUUGUUGUUACUGUCUUCACCAUGUCUCUCUAAUUACAAGUGAUAAAAGAAAUGGAGUUCUCACUGGUUCAUGUUACGGUUAAACAUGACGAUGGCUGUUUGCUGUGUCUGAGGAAUACAGAAAUAAACCCACUGGAGUCAUCGCAACUGAAAUGAUUAUUGUCAAGAUGAUAAUCUUUUCUUCUGUUUUCUUUUAAUUGAUUAACAGAUUCUAUGAAUUCAUCCUUGUUUCUCUCCACACAGGCAGCUCAGGAUCGCAGAGAAAUGAAAUGAUGCCACAAAAUGGCAAAACCCUAAAUAUGCAUCACUAACAUUGGUUUCACACCCAUCACUGCUGUUCCAUUCUCCUAAUUAGAAUAAAAUCAAAGUACUUAUUCACUCUGUAUCCAGUAUUUUCUUCUCUUUACAGUCACACAUGGCAGAAGAUAUCUUGGAGUCAAUGUAUCAUAAACUAAUUACUGUCAUAU